AUGGAAAACUAGGAUUAUGAACAUGAUAGUGAAGAUGAAGGGAUAGAAGAUAAUUUGAUAGGAGGUUAUUUAUUAUUAGUAUCAUUAAUAUAGGAUAUCAUCCAGUUCAUUUUAAAGAAGCACUACUAAAUAGAUAUGUUGUUAUGUAAAAGGGACGCUUUUCUACUGUAUGGUUGGCUUAAGAUUUUCAACAUGAUACUUUAGUGACUUUAAAAUUUAAAAGAGUGCAUCUCAAUAUUUGGAAGCUGUAUAAGAUUAAGUAAUAGAAACCUAACUUGUUAGAAAUUCUAUAAAAAAUUGCUUAGAACGUAUAUAAGUCAAUUUGGAUUCAAUCACUUAAAGAAUAUUAUGCAAAUGUUUAGAUUAUCUGUUCUAAUAAUGUAGAUGAUUCACAUAGACUUGCUUUAUUGAAAAAAUAUAUAAAUUAAAGAUUUGCAUUUUAGAGUUUCAGAAUUUCAGAAAUAUCAUUCCAAUUUCUGGAUUGUCAAAGGCCAACACUGAUUAAUGAAUUGGGCAUAAAAUGUAUUAUGAGGAAUUUAAGAUGUAUAUUAAACUAAAGAGAGAAAAUGAAGAAAAGGAGCAAUCUGAUUAGAAUAUUGGAGGAUUUAAUUACCUUUAUUUUAAUAAAAUAGAAGAGUAUGAAGAAUCAUUUAAUAAUUUGGCAUCAACUAGAUCUUAUGAAGGAUCUAAUUCAUAAAGUUCUCAACAAGAUAAAGUGA
Messenger RNA from Paramecium primaurelia, 719 nucleotides. The record is from the annotation of a GenBank genome assembly. Lineage: Eukaryota; Ciliophora; Oligohymenophorea; Peniculida; Parameciidae.